AUGGCUCCUGAAACAAAGAGCCGUAAGCCAGCAAAUACUGCUUUUAAACAACAACGUUUAAAGGCUUGGCAGCCAAUUUUAACUCCAAAAACUGUUCUUCCAACAUUUUUUAUCGUGGGA
Molecule: messenger RNA, 120 nt
Organism: Dentiscutata heterogama
Lineage: Eukaryota; Fungi; Glomeromycota; Glomeromycetes; Diversisporales; Gigasporaceae
Source: the annotation of a GenBank genome assembly